ACGAGCAAAGUUGGCUUUCACCACACAGGUAUUGCUUAUAUUGGUAAAGAGAGAUGGGUUCAAUAGGAGAAGCACCCAAAAAACUACAUGCGGUUUGUGUCCCUUUCCCAGCUCAAGGUCAUGUUAACCCCAUGAUGCAAUUAGCUAAGCUUCUUCACUCAAGAGGCUUCCACAUAACCUUUGUUAACACAGAGUUCAACCACCGGCGCCUAAUCCGGUCCAAAGGCCCGGACUCCGUCAAGGGCUUGCCCGACUUCCAGUUCGAGACCAUACCGGACGGGCUGCCUCCUUCGGAUAAGGAUGCAACCCAAGAUGUUCCAGCCUUAUGCGACUCCACCAGGAAAACCUGUCUAGGUCCAUUCAAAGAGCUGGUCACUAAGAUCAACUCCUCAUCUCAAGUGCCACAAGUUACUUGUAUAGUUGCAGAUGGUGUCACGGGAUUUGGGAGGCAAGCUGCUCAGGAGUUAGGCAUUCCGGAGGUCCAGUUUUGGACUGCCUCUGCUUGUGGCUUCGUGGGUUACUUGCAAUACAGUGAGCUCGUCAAGCGAGGCGUUGUUCCAUUCAAAGAUGAGACUUUCCUGCAUGAUGGUACACUGGAUACACCAAUUGAUUGGGUCCCAGGCAUGAAAAAUGCUCGGCUCAGGGACAUCCCCAGCUUCAUCAGAGUCACAGAUGUCAACGACAUAAUGUUCGAUUUCUUGGGAUCCGAAGCACGAAACUGUUUGAAGUCUUCUGCAAUCAUCUUCAACACAUAUGAUGAAUUUGAACAUGAAGUGUUAAAGGUAAUAUCGACCACGUUCCCUAACAUCUACACCAUUGGCCCCCUUAAGUUGCUUGAGAGGCAAUUGCCUGAAACCGAAACGAAAUUGGUCGGGCCACUUAGCUCAAACUUAUGGAAAGAAGACACAGAAUGUUUGAAAUGGCUUGAUCAGAAGAAACCUAGUUCAGUUGUGUAUGUAAAUUAUGGGAGCAUAACUACAAUGACAGAUCAUCAUCUGAAAGAAUUCGCAUGGGGGCUUGCAAAUAGCAAGCACCCAUUUUUGUGGAUUGUUAGGCCUGAUGUGGUAGAGGGAGACUCAGCCAUUUUACCCGAUGAAUUUUUUGAGGAGAUUAAGGAUAGGGGUUAUAUAGCAAACUGGUGUCUACAGGACCAAGUGCUUGAUCAUCCAUCUGUUGGGGCUUUUUUAACACACUGUGGCUGGAACUCUACUAUUGAAAGUGUAUCCGGAGGUGUGCCUGUAAUUUGCUGGCCUUUCUUUGCUGAGCAACAAACGAAUUGUCGAUACGCAUGCACCGACUGGGAGAUUGGAAUGGAGGUGAGCCCCGAUGUGAAGUGUGACGAAAUCGAAGCACUUGUUAAGGAAAUGCUGGAAGGGGAAAAGGGGAUGAAGAUGAGGCAAAAGGCAAGAGAAUGGAAGAAAAAAGCUGUAGAAGCUACUGAUAUUGGAGGAUCGUCGUACAAUAAUUUUGAUAGAUUGAUUAAGUCUCUCCAUUAAGGUGGAUGACUGCUACAAUGAAGAACAAAUGUGGUUCCUUGUCAAGACUUGGCUAAGCUUUUAUUUGCUAAGGGGUUUUAUCUUAUUUUCAUGUUCAAGUGCUGUAAUAAUGUUUAUGUUUUAUUUGGACGUCAGUUGUUUGCAGCCCAACUCUGUCACAGUUUCCAAGUAGACUUGGCUAAGCUUAUGAAUAAAAUUAAUAUUUCCGUU
This is a messenger RNA of Prunus mume (Japanese apricot), 1706 nucleotides long. Its product is annotated as linamarin synthase 2-like. Lineage: Eukaryota; Viridiplantae; Streptophyta; Magnoliopsida; Rosales; Rosaceae. The record is from RefSeq and is a predicted model, not a curated record. Gene Ontology annotation, molecular function: quercetin 3-O-glucosyltransferase activity; quercetin 7-O-glucosyltransferase activity.